UUGUUUGUUGGAAAAUAUAAAAGGGAAAGAAAGAAAGAGCGAAAGAAACUGAAAGAGAAAAGAGUGAAGAGUCAUAGCAGCAACAACGAGAGUCAAGAAACCUGUGAUGUGGUUCCGAUCACAUGGCUUCUUCUUCUUCUCCUCCUCAAUCUUCUUCUCCUUCUCCUUCUCCUUCCUAUAUCACUCACCUUCCCAUUCCUCCAUCUUCUCCUUCUAACUCCAGUGAAAAGAUUCUAGAAGGAGACGAACCUCGCGUUCCAAUUCAUGUUGUGACGAAAGCGUCUCAACUUCCUGUUGAGUUUUUGGAACCUUCUCCUCAAUCCAAGAUCGUCAUUGGUUUUGACUGUGAGGCUGUUGACUUGUGUCGCUAUGGAACUCUUUGCAUAAUGCAGCUUGCAUUUCCUGAUGCUAUAUACCUGGUUGAUGUAAUUGAAGGGGGGGAUGUGCUUAUGAAAGCAUGUAAGCACGCACUUGAGUCUGAUUAUGUCACAAAAGUGAUUCAUGAUUGCAAACGCGACAGUGAGGCAUUGUACUUUCAGUUCGGCAUCAAGUUAAACAAUGUGGUGGAUACCCAGAUUGCUUAUGCGCUUAUAGAAGAGCAAGAAGGACAAAAGAGAUUGCCAGAUGACUAUAUUUCACUUGUUGGUCUCCUUGCAGAUCCACGUUAUUGUGGCUUGUCAUAUGUUGAGAAGGAAGAAGUUCGUGUUCUCCUUCGACAGGACCCCAAGUAUUGGACUUACAGACCUUUAUCUAAACAAAUGAUCCGCAAUGCCGCUGAUGACGUCCGUUUCCUUCUCUACAUUUAUGACCAAAUGAUGGCAAAAUUAACUGAACGGUCUUUAUGGCAUCUUGCUGUUCGUGGUGCCUUGUACUGCCGAUGUUUCUGUGUGAACAGUAAUGAUUAUGCUGAUUGGCCAUCUCUACCUCCAAUUCCAGAUAAGCUGAAAGUUGAUGGAAAUGGUCCCGAGGAAGAAAUUCUUUCAGUUCUUGAUGUUCCACCAGGCAAGAUGGGAUGCAUUAUUGGAAAAAAAGGGGCUUCAAUUUUGUCAAUUAAGGAGUCUUGCAAUGCGGAAAUUCUCAUUGGAGGUGCCAGGGGUCCACCUGACAAGGUCUUCAUCAUAGGACCGGUGAAGCAGGUGAAGAAAGCCGAGGCUAUGUUGAGGGGUAGACUAUUGUAUCUGUAAUAGUGAAAACACUAUACUUCUCUUUCAAUCAAAAUUUCUGCAAUCAGUUUUCUGGGACUUGUCUCUGAUAGUUGGAAUGAGUAAGGGGAUAGGAGUUGUUAAUACUUGAGAGUCCUUUUCCCCACAUGCAUCUGCUGGGCACAAAAUGAAAAAUCAAAUCAAAUAAAAACUCAAAAUUUGUCUAAUCAAAACUGAAUAAACUGUUUAAAGUCUCGUUGAGGCAGCUCCAAUAUUUGAAUUGGAAGAUGUGGUGCCAGUUUUGUGUCAUAGCUAUUUUAUGCCAUUUACCGUACAUUUUAAUGGACUUUUUUGAUGCAUACAUGUUAA
Molecule: messenger RNA, 1511 nt
Organism: Cicer arietinum (chickpea)
Lineage: Eukaryota; Viridiplantae; Streptophyta; Magnoliopsida; Fabales; Fabaceae
Biological process (GO): nucleobase-containing compound metabolic process
Molecular function (GO): 3'-5' exonuclease activity; RNA binding
Source: RefSeq, a predicted model, not a curated record